Molecule: messenger RNA, 7365 nt
Organism: Neopsephotus bourkii (Bourke's parrot)
Lineage: Eukaryota; Metazoa; Chordata; Aves; Psittaciformes; Psittacidae
Gene: BCL11A
Product: BCL11 transcription factor A
Exons: 4
Coding region: 374-2740 (788 amino acids)
Biological process (GO): regulation of transcription by RNA polymerase II; negative regulation of dendrite development
Cellular component (GO): nucleus
Molecular function (GO): RNA polymerase II cis-regulatory region sequence-specific DNA binding; DNA-binding transcription factor activity
Source: RefSeq, a predicted model, not a curated record
UCUGUCCAUCCAGGCUCCUGACGUUCAAGUUCGCAGGGACGUCACGUCCGCACUUGAACUUGCAGCUCAGGGGGGCUUUUGCCAUUUUUUUCAUCUCUCUCUCUCCUUCUCUCCCUCUCUCUCCCUCUCUCUCUCUCUCCUCUUUUUUUUUUUUCCUUUUUUUCCUUGCACAAAAAAAAAAAAAAAAAAAAAAAAGCCAUGACUGCUAUCCCACAAUUCAUCUUCCCUGCGCCAUCUUUGUAUUAUUUCUAAUUUAUUUUGGAUGUCAAAAGACAUUGAUGAAGAUAUUUUCUCUGGAGUCUCCUUCCUCUCUAACCCGUCUCUCCCGAUGUGAACCGAGCGACUCACAAGCCACCGAAGCCACCAACCCACCAUGUCGCGCCGCAAGCAAGGCAAACCCCAGCACUUAAGCAAACGGGAAUUUUCACCCGAACCUCUUGAAGCCAUUCUUACUGAUGACGAACCUGAACAUGGCACAUUGGGAGCUCCGGAAGGGGACCACGACCUCCUCACUUGUGGCCAGUGUCAGAUGAACUUUCCGUUGGGGGACAUUCUUGUUUUUAUUGAGCACAAACGGAAACAAUGCAAUGGCAGUCUCUGCUUAGAGAAGGCUGUGGAUAAGCCACCUUCACCCUCACCAAGUGAGCUGAAAAAAGCAUCCAAUCCCGUGGAGGUUGGCAUCCAGGUUACGCCAGAGGAUGACGAUUGUUUAUCAACGUCAUCUAGAGGAAUUUGCCCUAAACAGGAACAUAUAGCAGGUAAAGACGAGCCCAGCAGCUACACGUGUACGACUUGUAAACAGCCUUUCAACAGCGCCUGGUUCCUCUUGCAGCACGCACAGAACACGCACGGCUUACGGAUCUACCUAGAAAGCGAGCACGGCAGCCCCCUGACGCCACGGGUUGGUAUCCCAACAGGACUAGGUGCAGAGUGCCCUUCCCAGCCACCUCUCCACGGGAUUCACAUUGCAGACAAUAACCCUUUUAACCUGCUCAGAAUACCCGGCUCGGUCUCGAGGGAGGCGUCGGGGCUGGGAGAAGGGCGCUUCCCACCCACACCGCCCCUCUUUAGCCCUCCCCCGAGGCACCAUUUGGAUCCGCAUCGCAUUGAGCGCCUGGGUGCGGAAGAAAUGGCUCUGGCCACCCAUCACCCUAGUGCCUUUGACAGGGUGCUGCGACUGAACCCCAUGGCGAUGGAGCCCCCCGCUAUGGAUUUCUCCCGGAGGCUGCGGGAGCUGGCCGGCAACACCUCCAGCCCACCCUUGUCCCCGAGCCGGCCCAGCCCUAUGCAAAGGUUGCUGCAGCCCUUCCAGCCCGGCAGCAAGCCCCCGUUCCUGGCCACGCCGCCCCUUCCUCCUCUGCAGUCUGCUCCUCCUCCUUCCCAGCCGCCCAUGAAGUCCAAGUCCUGCGAGUUCUGCGGGAAGACCUUCAAGUUUCAGAGCAACCUGGUGGUCCACCGCCGGAGCCACACCGGGGAGAAGCCCUACAAGUGCAACCUCUGCGACCAUGCCUGCACGCAGGCCAGCAAGCUGAAGCGCCACAUGAAGACCCACAUGCACAAGUCAUCCCCUAUGACGGUGAAGUCGGACGAUGGGCUCUCCACCGCCAGCUCCCCUGAGCCGGGCACCAGCGACCUGGUGGGCAGCGCCAGCAGCGCCCUCAAGUCUGUGGUAGCCAAGUUCAAGAGCGAGAACGACCCCAACAUGAUCCCUGAGAAUGGGGAUGAGGAAGAGGAGGAAGAGGAGGAGGAGGAGGAAGAGGAAGAGGAGGAAGAGGAGGAGGACUUGAACGAGAGCGACCGGCCGGACUACGGCUUUGGGAUGAGCUUGGAGGCAGCCCGCCACCAUGAGAACAACUCUCGGGCCGGCGAGGAGGGUCGGUCGAUGCCGGACGUCAUGCAGGGCAUGGUCUUGAGCUCCAUGCAGCACUUCAGCGAGGCCUUCCACCAGGUCCUGGGGGAGAAACACAAGCGGGGCCACCUCCCCGAGCCCGAGGUGCACAGGGACACUUGCGACGAAGACUCGGUGGCCGGCGAGUCCGACCGCAUCGACGAAGGGGCAGUGAACGGCCGGGGCUGCUCCCCGGGGGAAUCCGCCUCGGGAGGCUUGUCCAAAAAGCUGCUGCUGGGUAGCCCCAGCUCCUUGAGCCCCUUCUCCAAACGCAUCAAGCUGGAGAAGGAGUUCGACCUGCCGGCCGCUGCCAUGCCCAACACCGAGAACGUUUAUUCCCAAUGGCUGGCAGGCUACGCUGCAUCCCGGCAGCUGAAAGACCCCUUCCUCAGCUUCGGCGACUCCCGACAAUCGCCCUUCGCCUCCUCCUCCGAGCAUUCCUCGGAGAACGGCAGCCUGCGCUUCUCCACGCCGCCGGGCGAGCUGGACGGAGGGAUCUCAGGCCGCAGCGGCACGGGAAGCGGAGGGAGCACCCCCCAUAUUAGUGGCCCGGGCCCUGGGAGGCCCAGCUCAAAAGAGGGCAGACGCAGCGACACUUGUGAGUACUGUGGGAAGGUCUUCAAGAACUGUAGUAAUCUCACCGUCCACAGACGGAGCCACACGGGCGAGAGGCCGUAUAAGUGUGAGCUUUGCAACUACGCCUGCGCCCAGAGUAGCAAGCUCACCCGGCACAUGAAAACACACGGGCAGGUUCGGCGUACCCCCCCGGCUGGCGCAGCACCCAGGGAGCCCCAGAUGUCUGGCAGUUUUCGGAUGGAACUCCAAGAGCACUUAAGUUCUGAAAGGAGGUGAAGCUGGGGCGAGCGGCCGGCGGCAUCUCAGCAUCCGGAGGUGGCCUCUGUCCUGCUGGCUCACCGCAUCCCUACGGGAGAGCCUUGGAAGUCCCCGUCCGAAGGCAGCGCUCCCCGGGCUCCUCCUGCCUGCAAGACUAUCGUAUUUAUAUUUUGUAAUAGAGUAUGACACUUCUUUGGGGUUGGUUUGGGGGUUUUUGGGUUAUUUCUUUGUUUCUUUCGUUAUUUUCUAAAAUCAAAACAAAAAAGCAAACCCACCCACCAAGGUCAAGGGCUUACUGAUGGCUUCAACCGGCUCCUUUCCCCAUGGAAAAGACUGUCUUGCUCUCGUUGGACAACCUGGCCUCUUGGUUAUCUCCGUGCUGUGCUGUGUCUUGGAAGGCACGUCUGAUGUGAUGCAUUAAAAAUAAAGCAACCCCCAGUGCAGGUCUGUGGGUGGGUGGGAAAUUGCCAUAAUAAAUGUUGGAGCUUUAGGUUUUGUUUGCUCUGUCUUUAAUUUUUAAUGCUAACAAGGGCCAGGCGGCUGGUAUGACUUUGUAUUGCGUUAUCGGCUGCGAAAACCAAGUGCUGAGUUUACAGAGAGAAAGCUGGGGCUGGUGUCUGGGGCUCCGGUGGGCAGACGUGUUCCACAGAGCUACAUCAGGCGUUGGGCUGUGUCACCCCAAGUUGUGGUGUUUGGUGAUGCUGAAGUUGGGGGUCUCCCAGCUCUCCUCCAUCUCCCACCUCCUCUUGAUGAAUGCUGGCUGUCGUGUUCCAUUCCUGCUGUUAAACUGUGUACUUUUGGGGCUGGUGGGAUCUAUAACAUCCCUUAGUGUCUGUGCAAGGAGUAGUGAGGCCAAACUGGUGGGAAGAUGCUGUCAGUGCCAAGGGAUGCAGAGCUGGGGUACCAGGGGCAGCUGCCAUCAGGUUGUCAUCCCCAUGUCUCCCACUGAGUGUUCCAGCCCUUGCACAGCUUUCCCGCUUGCCAAUGGCACUCAUCCCUUGCUCGGAGCUGAGCAUCCACCCAAGGAGUUUGCUGGUCCGGGGCCCAAGCGCUUUGCUGCACAGAAGAUGGGUUAAGUGUGUGCUUUGUGUGCUGUCUCCGGUGGGAUUUAUAGGCUGUAGCUACUCGUGCCUGUGCCGGCGAGUGGGAAUGGACCUUAUUUGGUGAAAGAAACCAGCUGGGUAGCAAGCGGAGUCACUGGUUGGGAUGUGGGAUGGAGCUGAGGCAUGGGACAGGAGGGGCUGGCUGAUUUAUGUGCUUUGUGUGUUAGCUUCAAUCUCACUUCUGGUUUCAUUCAUCUCCUUUCUUGAAAUCCAAGCAAGAUGCCCAGUCAGGAUGACUGUCUCCUGGUGAAACAGCCAUAGGGAAUAUGAUGUUGCCUUUGCAAUGGGUGGUGGUUGCUCUUUUGUUUUUCAAAACCCCAGGCUGUGGUUCUCAUGUUGCCUGGGCAAUAGCACAAGCACAGACACUUUGGUACCUUACACUUGGCCAGGGGCCAUGAUGAGCAGCAGAACAACCUCUACAUACAGCUGUAGGGUCAAGUCCUGCCUAUGCACCAUCUCCCUGGGCUCCUGGCUUGACCCAAAGGGAGCUAUUGCUGCUUCUCUUAGGGCAAUUUGGUCUUUGAGGUCCAAAAUCUUUACACACCCUAAACUUUUUUUACCAUUCAGAGAUGUUUCUAUAAAGGUUCUUCCUAUUCCAGCCUAUGCUAUCACCUUUGUGUGUGCUUACAAGGGGUGUUUUGAGCCUUGGAAGGGUGAAUCCUAUUGCAUUAAGGAUCCUAUUGAUCGCAAACACACCAUCAGUAAGGAGUUAGCAGCUCCCAUUAGCUGCUGGCAUCCCAGCUCCUGCCCGGGGGUAUCUGCAUCAGGCAGCUGCAUCAGAUCAGGGCUAACGGAGUUAUUAAUUGCAAAGGGGGCUGCUCUGCUUUCUCUACAUUGCAAGCCAGGGAUCACCUGGUACCUAUCUACAGCAGGCCUGUAGUGCUUGUAAUGAAGGGCAGCUGGGAAGCUGCUUUACAAGGGUUUUUUAGCGUGCUGGUCAGGUUUAGGGGGUUUGGCCUUAUUUUGUCUGAGCAUGGGCAAAGCUCAGUUCAUGCAUGGCUUCUGGGGUAGUUGGUUGUGCUCUUGAUGCUCUGCCUGGUGGAAUGAGUGUGUUGUGCUCUGCUUUCUCUGGCUGUGGCCCAUCUCUCCUCCAGCAACCAGUGCAAGGAAGGUGUUUCUCUCUGGAAAAGCAGAAGAUAAGGAUGCAGUAACAGCUAAGUGCAAGAACAGAGAGGGGAGGAAAGUUUCACUUGUCCUUUCCUGAGGUGUUAAAGGUAAAGUGAGAUAGUCCUUAAAAUGUAUGAUUUUCAUUUAAUAAAGGUGUUAACUCCCCAAAUCUUAAGACUUUAAAAUAGCUGCAGGAUUUGUGUUGCCUUAAAGUUGCGAAUACACGUAAUGAGUGCUGUGACCCCUUUGUAAGUGCUGGGGGCUCCUAUUCCCUCUUACCCACAAGCUCCAGGGUCUGCAAAGCAACAGGGCAGCCCCAGAAUAAGGUUUGGAUGGAGCUAUGAGGGUUUCCACUGCUUUCUGCAACCUGGGAUGCUGUGUGCUUUCACUGGGGGUGUCAUCAGGAUUCUUUGGUCUGGCUGCUGCAGUUUUGGUGCAAGAGGGGCAGUAUUCCUAGGGAUUUUGUGUUUUAGCGUAUUCCCAAUGGAUCAGCCUGCAAGUUGGAGUAAAAAAGUGAACUAUGUUUGGUCUUUAAAAAGAAAGCAAACCUCCUAAAGUUUGGAGUUUUUAAUAAACAAAAGAAAAACUCUUUCUUUCCCAGAUCAGGGGCUGAGAUGAACAAGAUACCUGGGAAUUAGCUGGCUUAGCUUUGGUUUUUCUUUUGGGUUGACAAAGCUGCUUUCAAACUUGAAGGCGAUUUGACUGUGCUGUAUUUUCUUUCUAAGCACACUUUCAUGACCCUAAAAUGCAGCAAAGGCCAAGUCUUUUGUGAAGUUUAACUUAAAGUUUUGCUUUUAAAAUAAGAUGUAUUUCAGAUUCAUGAUGUAUUUGGGCCUUGGGCUUUUGCGAGUUGAGAAAUGCCUUUUGAGAAGGGAUCUGAGAACAGAUCUAAAAACUUACGAAUGAGAUUUUAAGCAACAUUCCCAACCCUCUGUGCUUCAUUUCAACCCAAGCUUUGUCUUGGGUCCCAGUGGUACCCCCUACUUUGUGUUGGGUACCAGUAGCAGCAUCGGGCUCAGGGGCAUCAUGGUGUUGGUGGGCAGCAAUGUGACUGAAUGCUAGGGGAAGGCAGAGGGAAUCACCAUCCUUCUUGGGCUUAUCUGAGGUUUUUUUACCAACUCUACUGUUUGCCCUGCACUUUUGGUUUGCAUCUAUUUCUUCUAUUGCUGAGUGUGUUUGAGCUGCCCGGGUGCUGGUGAAACCCAGGGGUCAGAUUUACCUGCAGGUAUUUGGUGGUGAGGUGGAGGAUCUGCUAAACAUAGCUGCCUUCUCAGGGCUCUCUGCUCUGCUGUGAUAUUUCACGUGAUCCAAAUAUAAAUUACUGUUGAGGAGCAAUCUGAACAACCCCCCUGAAUGAGAGUGGUGCCUCUUUGCUGCUUUUUUUAGUCUCUGCUCCCCCCCACAAUUUAACCAUUUCAUGUGUUAUUAGGCAUCAUCAGUUGUAUGCUUCAAGUCUAUAAAACCUUGUUGCCCCUCCAUCCCAGUACCCCCUGAAACUCCUCUCCCCCUAGAAGUCACCCUCUUAACAUUCAUCUUCCACAGAGGUCCUAAUAAUUAUUCCCAAGGAAAGAUGGAGCUUGGGAAGGGAGGAACACACCAAAAAAGGCUCCCAAACCCAAAAUAUGGCCCUUAUUCCUUAAUCUCACUGGAUAGAGUUACACAUCUGGUAGAGGCUUGUUCAUUGUUGCUAUUACUUUUAUUGCGUCUUUAGCAGUGAUGAAGUUCAGAUGGCAGAACCAGUGGGCCCCAAUUUAAUUUCGUCUGGCCUCCCAUAAUGAGCACGAUGUGAUCCCUGGGGAAUGCCGGCUCGGCUGCGGUUCCAGUGGGCAGGCGCCCAUGUGCCGUGGUGAUGGGCAAGAAGUGGUGCAGACAAGACAGAUGGACAAGGAGGGGAAAGGAGAAAUCAAAGCUGGGAUGGCAGCGGGCAGAUGGAGGUCUCUGCUAUGUGAGCAUCAAGUACUGCGGUGAGAUGGAUGGGUGGACACAUGGCUUUUCAUGUCAAAGCCCAAUAGCAAGAUCACAAGGUGGGUUUCCACCUUAUUUGGUGGCUGGGGUGUGCGUGCUGUGAUGCUUUCUGAGGUUGCUCUAGCUCUGAUGGCUCUUCUCUGGCAAUUUCCAUGGCCCUCUGGGUUUCCAGUGGUGAUGUAUAGAAGCUCCCACCUCCUCCCCAAAUGUCUGCAAAUGCAUGUGUCUAAGGGCUAUACAGGAUUCAUUUACGGGCCUCCCGUUGGUGGGAUAUGUGCAUGCAAAAUGAAGGUUGUAUUUGGCUUCUCAUAUUCAGAUCUAUAUUCCAUAUUGUGUUGACCAAGCAAAACAACUCAGCCCCCGUGCUGAAGAAUGUGAUGGACUGAUGACUUUCAGAAACAUACUGUAAAUCAAGGAGGCUAAUAAAUACUUGCUAUUAAUAAAACAGGGCUACUGCCUUUCAAGUUA